AUGGAAGGUUAUCAUGGCACGGUUUUUGCUUAUGGAAUGACUGGCACUGGAAAGACGUUCUCCAUGCAGGGAACCGCUACAUCUCCAGGUGUCAUCCCACUUGCAAUCACAGAUAUCUUCUCAUAUAUUAGAGAAACACCCCAUCGCGAAUUCUUGCUCCGAGUUAGUUAUCUGGAAAUAUACAACGAGAAGAUCCACGAUCUAUUAUCCAUGUCCGCGUCAGGGCAAGGAAAUGGAAAUGGAGCCCAAGGGCAGCAACAAGAAGAGAUCAAGCUUCGCGAGGAUAGCAAGCGAGGAGUUUACGCUACACCACUCAAAGAGGAGAUAGUCCAAAGCCCAACCCAGUUGCUACGUGUUAUCGCCAGAGGAGACCAUUCUAGGAGAACGUCCAGUACGCAGUUCAACUCACGAAGUUCUCGAAGUCAUGCUGUCGUCCAGAUUGUCGUGGAAAGCAGAGAGCGAGCUCCUGUGGCUGGACAUGAGAAGCGGGCUGCAAUUGCUCCCGGUGGAGUCCGUGUAUCAACCCUCAGCCUGAUUGACCUCGCUGGUUCCGAGCGUGCUGCAGAAAGCAAGGAACGCAGAGCAGAAGGUGCCCAUAUUAACAAGAGUUUACUUACCCUUGGAACAGUCAUUGCUCGUCUAAGCGUCGAGAAAGAGGGCAAAAAUGGAGACAAGGAAGGAAAGCAUUUACCCUACAGAGACAGCAAGCUCACUCGAUUGUUGCAGCCCGCACUUUCUGGUAACUCCCUUGUCAGUAUCCUAUGUACGAUCCAGGUUGGGUCUGGCGGAACUGCUGCAUCUUCCCAGUCACAUACGAACGAAACCAUGAACACACUCAAGUUUGCUGCGCGAGCAAAGAAUAACAUCGUCAGCCACGCAAAACGAGCCGAGGAGUCUUUGGGCAGUGGUACAGGUGAUGCAGGUAGCAGGGUCUUGCUUGAGCGGUACAGAAUGGAAAUCCAGUCUCUACGUCGUCAAUUGGAGAAUCAAGCUAAAGCGGAGACACCAACCACCACCUCCGAAACAGAAUCAAAAGAAGAAGAGCGAGCCAGAGAAAAAGAAGCUGCGCUUCGUCAUGAAGAACAAAUGCUGGAGAUGCAGCUUGCUCGUACUGCGCUUAAAGAACGAAUUGAACACUUGAACAGGUUGAUCCUAUGUUCAAAAUCAACUGGCGUCAAUGCAAGUCUGGCUAGAUUCUCCUCCCAAACCAGCCCAGGCUCCGUGGAUAUUCGAUCACUACGAUCCUCCGUUUCUCAUUCUACACUGGGCGCUGGUACAGCGUUGAACCGCUCUACAUCUCUUGCCUCAAUGAAGAGCAGUGCAAGUGCAGGCCAUGCCAAUGCAGCUGCCCCCUUCGCCCAUCACCAAGAUGACGACGAGGAGAUGAUCGGUGAAUUCGCGGACGGAAUGGCGAGCUUGCAGGUCCAAGUAAAUGCACUCCAGGCCGACCUUGCAGACAAAAACAGAUACAUCUCAACGCUUGAGCGUCGACUACUUCAAGCCCGUCGAUCAAGUCAUUCUCGUGUUUCCAUGGGCCUGAACCACCACCACCAUCUGAAAUCGUGUAGCACGACAUCCUCAAAUAACGAUUCAGACCUUGCCUCUCUUUUGCGGGAGAAGGAUAUGGAAAUCGCAGACUUACGAUUACAGUUAGACGACAAAGAUCGAAUGGUGGCAGCACUGAGAUCGGCAGCGAGACAAAGGGACAUGGCACACCUGACUGGCGGGAGCACAAACGCAACCAAUCGAGCAGAUGCUGCGCCUACACCUCCACCGCUUCACCCACCGCCACCUGUGGGAGCAGAUUACAAGAUUAUGGGCAUUAACAACGCCAUAUUACCCAAUCACAACAGCCACAGCCACAACAACCAUCACAGCGAGACCAACUCAUUAUUUAGCAAUAGUGGCGUUGGCUCUGGCUCUGUAUUGGGACGGGUCAGCCCCAAGCUUCUUCCGCCGGUGAAGUUAAGCGCCGAAGACAGAGAUAGGAAGCGAAAGAGCGUUGAUGAAAUGUCACGCAUGCUGGAUGAGAUGAUUCAAGAUCGAGUCGAGAGCGGGCAUCUCAUUAAGACUUCCAAGGGCCAUAUGCGAGUUUCCAGUGCUGGCGUAUCCCCAAAGAGCAACGAUGGAACUCCGCAGAAAAAUAGCAGAAUGUCAAGAAUGUCAACUGGCACGGUUGCAGAGCUGUCGUCCAGUAAUGGUCUCUUCUCGGACGUUAACUACAGCCAUUCUCGCACCAAAGAUUCCAUUUCUACCAAUUCCGACAACCAGCUUCGGCGUGAUGAAGAGCCCUCGGAGCAAAAUGCAGCGCACAUGGAUACCUCCGUUGACAAACCGGCUCCGAGGCCCAUGUCAUCGUAG
Molecule: messenger RNA, 2361 nt
Organism: Trichophyton rubrum CBS 118892
Lineage: Eukaryota; Fungi; Ascomycota; Eurotiomycetes; Onygenales; Arthrodermataceae
Exons: 1
Coding region: 1-2361 (786 amino acids)
Biological process (GO): microtubule-based movement
Molecular function (GO): microtubule binding; microtubule motor activity; ATP binding
Source: RefSeq, a predicted model, not a curated record